This is a messenger RNA of Scylla paramamosain (green mud crab), 3146 nucleotides long. Its product is annotated as glucose dehydrogenase [FAD, quinone]-like. Lineage: Eukaryota; Metazoa; Arthropoda; Malacostraca; Decapoda; Portunidae. Gene Ontology annotation, molecular function: flavin adenine dinucleotide binding; oxidoreductase activity, acting on CH-OH group of donors. Bases 118 to 2112 code for a protein of 664 amino acids. The record is from RefSeq and is a predicted model, not a curated record. The transcript is spliced from 14 exons.
AAAAAAAAAAAAAGCUAAUCAACGCAAGCGGUCCGAGCUUUCACAAGGAAGACAUGAAGGGAGAGACCUGUAGGGAAGAAUAAAACAGCGAAGAGAAAAAAGGCGAAGGUCACCGCGAUGAUGAGUCUGUGCAGAACGUCCCACUUCGUGCUGCAGCCAUGGACGACCACUGACUCUCCUCACUCAUCGCUUUACCGCCUCCCUAACACCCCAGCACCUUUCUCUCUCCGCGCAGCACAGAGUGGUUCAAAUAACGGAUGCAACAUGAUCUUAAAUUUGAAUUUGAUACGGAGUGCGGGUAUCGGCCUCUUCAUGAUAGGAAUGCUGCCAUUGCUGCGUCUCCUGCUGGAGGCCAUUCUUCGUCUCGCUCCACCCAGCGAUUUUCAGCCGCCUGCACACCUCGACGCCGAAUAUGACUUUGUGGUUGUGGGCGGAGGGUCAGCCGGCAGCGUGGUGGCGGCACGGCUAUCUGAGGUGGAAACCUGGCAGGUGUUGCUGGUGGAGGCUGGACCUCCACCUCCUGCAGAUACCGCUGUACCUAUUUUUUCAGUCCUCAUACAUCUGCCAGGGUAUCCUACGCUCUUCCGGUACGAGACUGUCCCGCAGCGGAAUGCUCUCAAGUAUAGCAUUAAUCAGGCCGCAGUGCUGCUGCAGGGGCGGGUGCUUGGCGGCGGCUCCACGGUGAACGGUAUGGUCUACAGCCGGGGAAACAGGAGGGACUACGAUGCUUGGGAAGCUCUCGGAAAUCCCGGCUGGGACUACGCCUCCGUCUUGCCAUACUUCAUUAAGUCUGAGGACUUUAUCGGCACGCCUCCCCGUGAAACGGAAAGGUUCCACGGCCGCGGCGGGCCCCUAGGGGUGACGCAAGCACCUUUAGGAACUCUCAGUCAGCAUUUCGUCCUGGCCGGGAGGCAGCUCGGUUAUCCUGUCGUCGACAACACUGGUCCUGAGCAACUAGGCUUCCCCGGUAAUGCCACCUUCACCAUCCGGGACGGGACGAGGAGCUCCACUGCAGAGGCCUUCCUGCGUCCUGCCACCAAGCGACCCAACCUGCACGUGCUGCACUCUGCCACCGUGACUCAGAUCCUGUUCAAUGAAAAGCGGCGAGCGGUCGGGGUCUUGCUUGAAUACAAUCACAAGAAGAUAAGUGUGGGUGUGCGUCGCGAGGUGGUGCUGUCGGCGGGGGCUUUGGGGUCCCCGCACCUCCUACUGUUGUCCGGUGUCGGGCCUGGCAGACACUUGAAACAACACAAGGUGAAAAUGGUUAGGCACCUGCCUGGUGUCGGACAGAAUCUCCACGACCACGUGUCUCUCAACGGCCUCAGCUGGACCCUCCCGCGUGCCGAGGAAAGCUCAGUGCAGCCCUUGCGGUUAACUAUCAAUGACGUCACACAGUACAUAAAAAAUAGAGAAGGCAGGUUAGCUCGGCCUCCGGCGGAUGUGCUGGACGCGUGGGUCAAGGCCAGCCCAAUGGGAGACCCACUAUGGCCUGACAUUCAAAUACUUCUUUUCGGUGCUACCGUCGCCCAGGACUACGGAAUCUUUAGUCCCGCUGCCUACAACUUUGACGCCUACAAAAUAAAGAAUUACCAUGGUGAGAUUUAUGGGGAGAGAGGGUUCACUAUGAGGCCCAUCCUGCUGCGUCCUAAGAGCCGAGGUGCCCUCACUCUCCGCUCCAAGGACCCGCGAGAAGCGCCCUUAGUGGACGUGGGUUACCUCACGCAUCACGACGACGUGGCCACACUGGUAGAAGGUAUCAAACUGACUCUGGCCUUGGGUAAUACGUCUGCUCUCCGUGAAGACAUCGGCGCCAAGUUCUUCAGUAAGCCCCUGCCGGAGUGCGCUUCUGAGCCUGUGGGCAGCGACGCAUACUGGAGCUGCUACGUCCGCCAUAUGAGCUCUACCUUCUACCACAUGGGUGGCACCUGCAAGAUGGGACCCAAAUCAGACCCCAUGGCUGUUGUUGACCAUAGAUUAAGGGUAUUCGGGGUGUCGGGCCUGCGGGUGGUGGACGGCUCCGUCAUGCCCUUUGUCAUAUCCGGCAACACCAACGCGCCCAUCAUCAUGAUAGCUGAGAAGGCAGCCGAUAUGAUCAAGCAGCAGUGGGCGUGAAGAGAGAGAGAGAGAGAGAGAGAGAGAGAGAGAGAGAGACUGUGUGUGUCGUCUGCAUCCUCAAGCCUAGAGCAGUGCUCAUAGAAGCUCUGUGACAGUGCUAUGUGGGCGGGUCUGGGCUGUGGAGAGGUGCCGGAAACCAAGCAGUGUGUGAUACUGGUACUGACGGACCGGAGACAGCUGGUGCGCUGCGUGGGGCAUUAUCAUUUUAUCCAAGUAACUGCUUCUUUAAAAUAAAAAUUUUAUAUAUAUAUAUAUAUAUAUAUAUAUAUAUAUAUAUAUAUAUAUAUAUAUAUAUAUAUAUAUAUAUAUAUAUAUAUAUAUAUAUAUAUAUAUAUAUAUAUAUACAUAAAUUUUUUCACAUGACUACAUGAAUUUCUAUGCUACUACUACUACUACUACUACUACUACUACUACUACUACUACUACUACUACUACUACUACUAAUAAUAAUAAUAAUAAUUUUAGUAGUAGUAGUAGUAGUAGUAGUAUUGAUACUAUUGAUACUGAUUUAUUUGGUCUAGAUAAAUGUGAUUUUAUAGAGAAACAGUAAUAAUAUCAAUUAGUCAAUGAAAAACUCGUCAUAAUACAAUAGUUUUGUCGUAAGUUAAAGGGAUACGACUUUUUUUCUGAAAUUUUACUGAAUAUAAGAUUGGUCAGCAUUUAAAGCAAAACAGGUAUCCUGCAUAUGACUGUACAGUAUCAACAAAGUUCAUGGCUGUGCAGCACCUCUUGCCAGAAAGUGUGCGGGAGGUUAAACAUUUGGAAGGCUGGAUUUUCACACACACAGAAUUUGGGUGAUACUUUCACCGUUCGCAUCAAGGUACAUUUCUUGCUUCGCAAUACUAGUCGAUAAUUAUAAUCAACGUAUCACAUUUGCUAAAAGCUAAAAUAAAACAGGACUCAACAUACCUGCAGUAAUUUCACCUUUGAUAGAGAAAGCAGCUUGGAGCUCUGCGAUGAUCAUGUUGUAAAAUGCUGUCCUUAUAAAUAAAGGGUCUCUGUAUACUUCAUGAUAUAAAAACUUGUUCGAA